AUGCUUUUGCUUUUCAGCGACUCCUCAAACGCGAUUACUCCAUCAACGGCUGAGAUUUGAUCAACAACAUCCAACGGCUCACCAUGAAUCGAAAAGCCCAGAUCUACUUUGCCUUUCUUCCCCAGCUAGCACUGCGAAUUCCCCCAAACUCGUUUUUCAGUCUUCUUCUCACAAAACCCUAUCUCUCCAUCUUCAACAGCGACCUUCCCCAAUUCUUCAGCUUCCAAUUUCAGCGGUCACAGCUACAAAACCAUCCCAAGAAUGAGGUCGAACUCCGCCGCCAUGUUUCUGGGUAGAAUUUUGUCGAUUUCUUCAUCUAAAUUCUCCACCUUUGCCAUCGCUUCUCCACAUUAUCAAUCAUUUCUUGUACCCAGUUUUAAUUUUGAUAAUGCCAGCUGCCAAAUCAGACAAUUCUCCGCCUAUCCCAGAUCCGAUUUUGGAUCUCUGCGUGAGCCCAACGAUGCCGUCGAUCUAUUUUGGGAGAUGAUGAGAACGGAGCCGCUUCCUUCUGUUAAGCUUUUCUCGAAAUUGCUGAGUGUUGUGGUGAAGAUGAAACAAUACUCUCUUGCCCUUCAUCUGUUCGACGAAAUGCUUCAGAGGGAUAUUCCUAUAAAUCACUUCACGUUGACUAUCGCAAUUGAUGGCUGUUGCCGACUGAAAAGACCUGAUUUUGGGUUUGCGAUCGUAGGCAUUUUUUUCAAGCGUGGGUACGAGCCUACUGUUGUAACCUUUACCAUUCUCAUCAAAGGCCUUCUGUUGGUUGGAAGGAUUCCAGAGGCAGCUAAAGUGUUGGGGAAGCUGUCAGCUUACCAACUGUGCGAGCCCGAUGAAUAUAUGUAUAAUACUAUAAUUAAUGGAUUAUGCAAAGCUGGGGAUAUUCUCCAGGCGAUUGAGUUGCUCUGCUCAUUGGAAAAGGGAAAAGGGAACUGCAAACCCGAUGUCUAUGCUUACAACAUAGUCAUUGAUGGUCUAUGCAAGGAAGGAAAGGUGGACGAAGGUCUCCAUCUCCUCUCCACUCUGGGUGAUAAGGGGAUUUCACCCAAUAUUGUGACAUACAAUUCAAUAAUCAAGGGGUUGUGCAAUCAUCGUAGAGAGGAUGAGGCUGAAGACAUUUUCAAGAAGAUGAUUGUCUGCCCAGAUGUGGUGACGUGUAAUAUCUUUGUGGAUGCUUGGUGCAGAGAUGGAAAUGUGGAAGAGGCCGAGCAUUUGUUGGUAUCUAUGAAGGAGAUUGAUGUUCACCCCAACAUUGUCACAUACAAUGCAUUGAUUAAUGGGUAUUGCUUGCAAGGGAAAAUGGAUGAAGCCGGACGUAUUUUCCAAUUGGCAGUCAACUCUGGAAUCAAGCCCGAUAUCAUCAGCUACAAUAGCUUGAUGAACGGCUAUUGCAAAAUGGGGCGAGCCGAUGAAGUUUCACGUCUUUUUGCCAUAAUUCGUGCCAAAAGGUUAGAACGUAAUGUGGUUUCUUAUAGCAUAAUGCUGCAUGCCUUAUUUUGUGAAGGCAAGUGUGAAGACGGCUUGAAGCUGAUCAAAGAGAUGGAAGCUCUACAGGUGUCUCCGGAUAUCAAGACUUACAAUAUCUUGUUGGAUGGUUUGUGUGGAGCUCAUCGUAUUACUGAAGCUUUUUCAAUGUUGCAUACCAUGGAAGAUAAAAGCAUCAUUCCAAACAUAGUAGCAUACAAUGUUCUCAUUGAGGGAUUGUGCAACGACAACAGAGUCGGUGAAGCAAAGGAUUUGUUUGACAAGCUUCCAUCCAAAGGUUUGCAGCCUGACGUCAUAACAUAUAACAUUCUCAUUGGGGGAUUGUGCAACGAUGACAAAGUAGGAGAAGCAAAGGAUUUGUUUGACGAGCUUCAAUCCAAAGGUUUGCAGCCUGAAAUCAUAACAUAUAACAUUCUUAUUGAUGGAUUGUGCAACGACAACAAAGUCGGAGAAGCAAAGGAUUUCUUUGACGAGCUUCCAUCCAAAGGUUUGCAGCCUGACGUCAUAACAUAUAAUAUUCUCAUUGGUGCACUUUGCAAAGAAGGGCAUAUAGCGGAGGCUAAGGAUAUGUUCCUUGAGCUUCCAUCCAAAGGUUUGCAGCCUGACAUCAUAACAUAUACAAUCCUUAUAGGUGCACUUUGUGAGGAAGGGCAGAUAGAGGGUGCUAAGGAUUUGAUGAUGCAAAUGGUAAACAACGGUUGCUUGCCUAAUAGUGUGACAUACAAUGUUUUCGUUCAAGGUCUUCUCAAAAGGAACAAGAUGCAUGAUGCUAUACAACUGUUGGAAGAGGUGGAUUCAAGGGGAUUCACACUUGACAAAACUGCAUAUUCGACGUUGAUCGAACCUAUGAAAAGAGAAGGUAGAGAUAGUGUUCUAAUUGAUAAGGUUAAGAAACUCGUACCAAAGGACUUCUAUUUUAGUUAGGUGUUAUGUUGUGUUUGAAGGUCAAGAAUUAUUUCAAUAGAAAUUAA
Molecule: messenger RNA, 2450 nt
Organism: Salvia miltiorrhiza (redroot sage)
Lineage: Eukaryota; Viridiplantae; Streptophyta; Magnoliopsida; Lamiales; Lamiaceae
Product: putative pentatricopeptide repeat-containing protein At1g12700, mitochondrial
Exons: 1
Coding region: 262-2403 (713 amino acids)
Molecular function (GO): protein binding
Source: RefSeq, a predicted model, not a curated record